Messenger RNA from Cottoperca gobio, 2242 nucleotides. RefSeq names its product TBC1 domain family, member 13 (gene tbc1d13). Gene Ontology annotation, biological process: intracellular protein transport; activation of GTPase activity. The record is from RefSeq and is a predicted model, not a curated record. The coding region runs from base 430 to 1632 and encodes 400 amino acids. The transcript has 12 exons. Gene Ontology annotation, molecular function: GTPase activator activity. NCBI's taxonomy places the organism in Eukaryota, Metazoa, Chordata, Actinopteri, Perciformes, Bovichtidae.
GGCAGGAUCCACCCACAGACAUCCAACAACCAAACCAAACAGGAGCUCAUGCUGUCCAGCGGUGUAGCAGCUGUGACAAUAAUACACCGACAAUGUGUUAUUUCAUACCUAGUUGUUCGGAUAUAGUCUGUCUGCACAUGUAUUAAAAUUAUACUUGUAUCGACAAGUUGAGAAAAUCCUUGAAACAAGAAAGACUUAAAAUUAAACCUACAUUAGUGAAUGACAUUGGGGAAUACAUUUGGAAGGAGGUAUUUUGGUAAGGGAACAAUCCCAACAUAUGAGCCCACUCACUGACUCGCAAGUCGACUCUGGAUCCAAACAGCCCACAGUGUUGUUGUGAGGACGGAAGUGGUAGGAGGACUUCCCUCUGUCCAAUUAUUCGUUCCUUUUUGCUAACAGUUAAAGGAAUACACUGCUGCUUGCUCAGACAUGUCUACUGCCUACAAAAACAGAAUACAGGAAUUCAAAGUAACCUUGAGUGAAGAGAACAUAAACUUGAAGACACUGAGGGAGCUGUGCUUCAAUGGGAUCCCAUUUGAAGGAGGCAUACGAGCGCUUUGCUGGAAAAUCCUUCUUAAUUAUCUACCUCUCGAUCAGACAUUAUGGGAGUCUUUCCUCAAAAAGCAGAGAGAGGUGUACUCCCAGUUCCUAAAAGAAAUGAUCAUCCAGCCGGGGAUUGCCAAAGCUAACAUGGGCCUUUCUAGAGAAGAUGUGACUAUGGAGGACCAUCCUCUAAAUCCGAACCCAGACAGCAGGUGGAAUAACUACUUCAAAGAUAAUGAAAUUCUACUACAAAUUGACAAGGAUGUAAGGCGGCUGUACCCAGACAUGGCGUUCUUCCAGCGUCCCACAGAAUACCCAUGCCAACUUAUCUUGGACCCUCAGAAUGAUUAUGAGACGCUGCGUCGACGAGUCGAACAAACCACACUGAAAGCACAAACUGUAAACCGCAACCGCAGUGGAGUCACCAAUGUCAGUUCCCCUGGAAAAUCAUUGAACCUGUAUCCAUCUAACGAGUAUGAGGUCCUGCCCAAUGGGAGUGAAGCACACUGGGAGGUGGUGGAGCGGAUCCUCUUCAUCUAUGCCAAACUCAACCCUGGGAUUGCCUACGUACAGGGCAUGAAUGAGAUUGUUGGGCCAAUUUACUACACCUUUGCCACACACCCCAACAGCGAGUGGAAAGAGCACGCUGAAGCAGAUACAUUCUUCUGUUUCACCAACCUGAUGUCGGAGAACAGAGACAACUUCAUCAAGAGCCUUGAUGACUCUCAGUGCGGCAUCACCUACAAGAUGGAGAGUGUGUACUCCAUGCUCAGAGACAAAGACCUGGAGCUCUAUCACAAGCUGGAAGAGCAGAACAUCAAACCCCAGUACUUCACAUUCCGCUGGCUGACCUUGUUGCUAUCGCAGGAGUUCCUCCUGCCAGAUGUCAUCCGCAUCUGGGACACCCUGUUUUCUGACCAGGACAGAUUCCACUUCCUCAUCCUGGUCUGCUGCGCCAUGCUCAUACUCAUCCGAGAUAAUUUACUGGCAGGAGACUUCACAGUGAAUAUGAGAUUACUGCAGGAUUACCCCAUCUCAGAUGUCCACACCAUACUGACCAAGGCCAAAGAUCUGCGGGAUAACUCCUAACCUGUCCACGCUCUUCCUCCUGCCUUUUCUCACAUGUGGUAGGUUAGAGUUUAAACAUGACAAAACAUUGUGGUGUCAAACAUGUUUUGAGGGAGGACUUGAUCAAUGUGGACACAUGUCAGGAAAACCCAGCAUACUGCUUUUUAACUUUGAUUUCUAAUGAUUGGUCAUUGGGGACUGCUGUGAAAAUGUUUGAGGACACUAACUUUCUUUAAAGUGAGGAGGUGAUGCCACUUGCUUCUUGAUGCAUUAGGGGAACGGCUAGCUUGGUGGUACGUGGUCCUCCUCCUCUCACAGACAUCUCUUCCAUGGACACUUGUGCUCAGAUAAAGAUAAAGACAGGGAGCUUCAUUAUUCCUACACUACAGAUCUUAGUUUGUCAUGAAAACAUAGCAGAAAUGUUGAACAACAGAGCCAAGAGUUCCCACUGUAACCAUGAGUAAAUGUGUCGUUGGGCUGAGCAACAGUGCAUGCUUUUAGUUUUUAUUGUAAGGAACAUGUAUGCCUUAUCUGUUUAAUUAUAUGAAACAGGAGACCGUAUUUCUGGGUACACUUUUUGUGGGGAUAAAAUAAAUCUAAGGUGGACCUCGCCUAUUGAAUAUUUCAUUAA